Messenger RNA from Nilaparvata lugens (brown planthopper), 1586 nucleotides. It is a transcript of the gene bys, whose product is annotated as bystin. The transcript is spliced from 7 exons. Gene Ontology annotation, cellular component: cytoplasm; nucleolus; preribosome, small subunit precursor. Bases 234 to 1532 code for a protein of 432 amino acids. Gene Ontology annotation, biological process: rRNA processing. NCBI's taxonomy places the organism in Eukaryota, Metazoa, Arthropoda, Insecta, Hemiptera, Delphacidae. Gene Ontology annotation, molecular function: snoRNA binding. The record is from RefSeq and is a predicted model, not a curated record.
GAAUCGGCGAACAGUGUUCAGACGUGCGAAUGCAAGCCCAUACACGUAUGCUCACCCGAGGCAAACGUACGUGUGUACACCGUUUAAGUCUUAUUAUUUGGAUAUUUAGCUCUUCGUCCACUGACUCAAUUUUCUAACCUAAAAUUCUGAUCAGGAUCAGAAAAACAUUCUUCUUUUUUUUUGUUGUGUAUGGUUCUGUUUGCCCACAUGGUUUUACUUUUUAAACUCUAAAAAUGGGCAAAUCUAAGAAACUUAAAGCAUCAAAAAAGGGACAAUUACUGCCUCUUGAUCAACAAAUAGUUGAGAAUGAUCAGGUAAAACCGAAAGGACGUGAAAAAGUCAGAAAUCGUACCGAUGAAGAAGAAGAGUUUGUUGACUCGCGUUUGACUUCACGAAUCCUUAAUCAGGCAAGACGCCAACAGCAGGAGUUAGAGGAUGAAGUGGGAGCAACUAAUGAACCAGGAGCUAGGAAGAAGAUCAGCUUGGGUGGAGUGGAUGACGAUGAUUCUCAGAAUGAAGAGCAGUCAGACAAUGAGGACGAGGGAAAAUUUGAUUAUGGUGGUGUACCUAACGUGACUGAAGAAGACGAACGCGCCCUGGAGAUGUUCAUGAGCAAGAACCCGCGAAAACAGCUGACCCUGGCUGACGUCAUCAUGGAGAAGCUGACCGAAAAGCAGACCGAGCUGAGGACCCAGUUCUCGGACAACGGCAGUCUCCAGAUGCAAGAUAUUGACCCGAGGGUGAGGGAGAUGUAUGAGGGAGUCAGAGAUGUGCUCGUCAAGUAUCGGUCGGGCCGAGUGCCCAAAGCUUUCAAGGUCAUUCCCAAGUUGAGGAAUUGGGAGCAGAUUUUGUAUCUCACUGAACCGCACCGCUGGAGUGCCGCCUCCAUGUACAUGGCUACUCGCAUCUUUGCGUCGAAUCUGAAAGAGAAGAUGGCUCAGCGCUUCUACAACCUGGUGCUGCUGCCGCGCGUUCGUGACGACAUAUCAGAGUACAAGCGGCUCAACUUCCAUCUGUACCAGGCGCUCAGAAAGGCGCUCUUCAAGCCAGGCGCCUUCAUGAAGGGCAUUGUUUUGCCCUUGUGCGAGAGUGGCACAUGUACACUGCGCGAGGCGAUUGUGGUGUCGAGUGUGGUGGGCCGCAACUCGAUUCCAAUGCUGCAUUCGGCGGCCGCACUGCUCAAGUUGGCCGAAAUGGAGUACACCGGCGCCACCUCCAUCUUCCUGCGAACCCUGCUCGACAAGAAGUACGCGCUGCCCUACCGAGUCAUCGAUGCCCUUGUCUUCCAUUUUGUCAGGUUCGAGCGUGACAAGCGUGAGUUGCCCGUGUUGUGGCACCAGUCGCUGCUGACGUUUGCACAGCGCUACAAGGGGGACAUCAGUUCGGAGCAACGUGACGCCCUACUGUCGCUCCUCAGGAGCCAAUCACACGCCACCGUCACGCCCGAGAUACGCAGAGAGCUGCAUAACGCCAAAUGCCGCGACCUCGAGAUGGACCAACCACCCGUCUCCACCUCCCAAAUGGAGGCCUAGAUUGUUGUUUAUAAAAAUAAAAUAUGUAAAAUAAUUAAUAGAAAUUUUCGUUAA